AUGAUCGAGGUUGUUUGCAACAACUGCCUGAGGAAGAAAGUCUGCGUGAGGUGCAACACCGAUGAGACCACUGGGGACCUUAAGAAACUUCUUGUGACCCAUACCGGCACCCGCGGGAACAAGGUUGUUCUUAAGAAGCAGUGCACAAUUUUUAAGGACCGUGUGUUUCUGGUGGACUAUGAAAUCCACAGUGGGAUGAACCUGGAGCUUUAUUACCAGUAG
Fukomys damarensis (Damara mole-rat) is the source of this 222-nucleotide messenger RNA. Its product is annotated as ubiquitin-like protein 5. Gene Ontology annotation, molecular function: protein tag activity. The transcript has a single exon. Lineage: Eukaryota; Metazoa; Chordata; Mammalia; Rodentia; Bathyergidae. Gene Ontology annotation, cellular component: nucleus; cytoplasm. Gene Ontology annotation, biological process: mRNA splicing, via spliceosome; protein modification process. The record is from RefSeq and is a predicted model, not a curated record. Bases 1 to 222 code for a protein of 73 amino acids.